This is a messenger RNA of Mucor velutinosus, 2562 nucleotides long. RefSeq lists its product as uncharacterized. Gene Ontology annotation, biological process: signal transduction; regulation of GTPase activity. Gene Ontology annotation, cellular component: cytoplasm. The transcript is spliced from 6 exons. Bases 1 to 2562 code for a protein of 853 amino acids. NCBI's taxonomy places the organism in Eukaryota, Fungi, Mucoromycota, Mucoromycetes, Mucorales, Mucoraceae. The record is from RefSeq and is a predicted model, not a curated record.
AUGACAGGUGAUGAGGCGUACCACGCAGACUGCUUUCAAUGCGUGUCAUGCAAAAAGAAGAUUGAUGAUUUAGUAUUUACCCAAACCAGCAAGGGCAUCCACUGUACACCAUGUCAUGAAAAACGCAGAGCCGAAAAGCAAAGACGACGAGAAGAACGAGAAAAGCGACUGCAACUGAAGCAGCAAGCAAAGGAGUUGCCAGCCAUCCCACCUGCUAAUGCCGCUACUGCUGCUGCUACCUCUUCUCCUCCUGCUGCUCAGUCUCGAAAGAAAAACCUGCUUGGCACAGCGACAGCAUCUCAUAGCAACAGCAAUCGUCAUACGAGCCGCUUAUUCGAUCCACAAUUAGUUGCAGAUUAUAUGCAACAAUCGUCAAAGAGAGACCCACCUACACCAUCUCGUUCUCGUAGCAAUUCAGUAGAGAUUCCCCCAAAAAUGCGCCUGAUAGGGCCCACUCCCUCACGAUCUGAAGUUGUGACAAAAUCACCCAGCUCACCUCCUUUAUCCAUUGGCGACAACAGUAAGAAAUCUAAAUUAACUACAUCGAGUUCGCUCACAGACAUGCCGUCCCUCAAUCUUUCAUUUUUUGAUAAUGAAUCUACUGACCUUGUCAAUCUGACCAAGAAGUUGGGGGCCAACAUCUCUCUGGACAUCUACGGCAGCCAGCAGGACAAGCAGAAAGCUGCAGCCGUUCCCGUGAUUGUCAAGACCACUGAAAAUAUCACUCGUGCUUCGCAAUACCUCGAGUCCUCCCUAAUGACUGAUGAUUACGACUUUCCUCAACCACCAGCAGCUGUGUCGUCCGCAGAGUCCAUUGACAACAAAUCAAGCCUGUCCAUUUGCACCGUGUCAUCCUCCUCAACUACCACAGACCAACUGCGCACAGAACUUGAUGCCACACAAGCUAAAUUAGCUGCUAUGCAAACUAGUUACACCAAGAUUAAAGACGCAAGUCGCAAAGCCUUGGAUGAAUUUACACGUGCAAAGGAAGAGUUUGCCAAAGAAGUUGCCUUACGCCAACAGCAAGAGUACACUAUUUUGCAGCUAAAGCAUCAAUUGCACCUGGCUUACCUUGCUAAACAGCUUGCAAGGCCUGAGCUAGCCGCCAUCACCAAAGAAGAGAUUGAACGGGUAGCCAAGAUUCGUGUGGAAUUAGACAGAACAUGCAAUGAACUCAAGGGCUAUCGUAACGUACUCUGCAAAGACAUUGAAAGCCUUUCAAAACAAACUGGCCUUGUGGCUGUUCAAGACGCCUUGGCCUGUGAAAUCAAGUCUCUAUACAGCGAUCGUGAGCAAGUGCGCAUGGAAACCAAGACAUUGGAAGCCAUUCGAGAUGAUGUGCUGCAUGAAAUGGUGAUGCUCAACACCAAAAACGCUGAACUGACAGAGAUGAACAACGACUUGUCACGUCGUGUCACUGAAAGAGAGCGAGAAGCUGCUGCUGUCAUGGCAGGCACUUCCUUUUUGUACUCUCCUUCGCCCAGCUUGUCAUCUGAGCUCAACUCUCCUAUUCUACAACAACGCAAAUCCAGUGAAACCAGCAUUCAUUAUCAUUACCAGCAGCAGCAACAACAGCAACAGCAACAGCAACCCAAGGUCUUUAAGCUAAAAAAGAAGGGCAACAUGUUUGCAAAGUUAAGCGGGAAGAAGGACCCUGCUGCUCAGCUAUACGGCCACAGCAACCUGACGACCUCCAGUACGCUCAGCUUGUCGCAAUCACCAGACCUUUCGUCCAAAAAGCAAUCAUCUGAAAGCAUGCAUCAACACGGAUCACAUACAUUUCUGCCUACUUCCUUCUUGCGACCUGUCAAAUGCGAUGCUUGCGGUGAAAAAAUGUGGGGUCUGUCUGAAUUACGCUGUCAAGGCUGCCUGUAUGCCACACAUGCUCGCUGUCUACCUCAUGUGCCUCAGUUGUGCUAUGGGUCUCAUACCAGCAGCAGCUUGGAAUCGCCCCCUGCUGUUGAAGAGACUAUCAAGCUGUUUGGCGGCGACCUGGCCGAACGUUCUCGAUACGAGGAUAGACCCAUCCCAUUGAUCAUUGAACAAUGUAUUCAAGCUGUCGAAAAACGAGGUAUGGACUAUGAAGGCAUAUAUCGUAAAUCUGGUGGUGCGGCACAAAUGCGACUGAUUCAUCAAUCAUUUGAUGCUGGCGAGCCUGUUGAUCUGGAAGACGAUGAAUCCGUCAAUGACAUCUGCGCUGUAACAAGUGUUCUCAAGCAAUAUUUCAGAGAACUGCCUAACCCCCUGCUGCCUUAUAAUCUGUAUUCUCAAUUUAUUGAUGCAGUGUCAAACCAAGUUGGCCAAAACAAGACAGACAAGUUCUUUGAACUGCUAUCACAGCUACCAAAAGUCAAUUAUGACACACUUCGAUUACUGAUCAAGCAUUUGUACAGUGUCCAAAAACGCCAUAACGAAAACUUGAUGACAACAAAGAAUUUAGCCAUGGUGUUUGGACCUACAUUGUUGCGUGAUGUCGAAUCAAGUCGUGAUCUCGUUGAUAUGAGCUACAAGAAUGCUGUUGUCGAAUUUUUGAUCAUACACGCUUACGAUCUCUUACUUUAA